Ictalurus furcatus (blue catfish) is the source of this 5448-nucleotide messenger RNA. It is a transcript of the gene phaf1, whose product is annotated as phagosome assembly factor 1. Gene Ontology annotation, cellular component: synaptic vesicle membrane; dendrite; trans-Golgi network. Lineage: Eukaryota; Metazoa; Chordata; Actinopteri; Siluriformes; Ictaluridae. The record is from RefSeq and is a predicted model, not a curated record. Bases 852 to 2129 code for a protein of 425 amino acids. Gene Ontology annotation, biological process: Golgi to plasma membrane protein transport. The transcript is spliced from 16 exons.
CACACCGGAAGUUGAAAUAUCAGCUGAUCGAGGUGUUUUUGAUGGAAGUUGCCGUUGGAUCUGUGCGAGGCUUUUUGUUUGUUUGUUGGUGUUGUAUUGUGUUGGGCUGACUAUAAACCUCAGCGGGACUGAAGUAUAAAUGCAGGUUUAAUUAGUGCGACGGAAUCGCGGAGGGAAUUGAGGCUUUCUGAAUAGUCUGGUGUCAGUGUUUUGAAAUUCGCUAGCUGUUGAACAUCACUGAAGAAAGAAAACAAGGCUAGGCGAGUCACUGUGUGUUUGUGUUGAAUCCGUUAGCUAAUUGAACUACCAGUAGUCUGAACCUGAGAGCAACGGCAGCUAAACUAGCUAGCUUGGUUCAUUAAACCGUAGCUGUAUGCUGAAUUAAAACAGCAGAGUAAAGCAAAUAAAAAGAACGUGUUUUUAGUUCAGGGGGCGACUAGGUUGUAAAAACUGUGUGUGUGUGUGUGUGUGUGUGUGUGUGUGUGUGUGUGUGUGUGUGUGUGAGAGAGAGAGAGAGAGAGUGAGAGAGUGUGAGAGAGAGAGAGAUAUUUCUAUUAACCGCUGGACUGAGUGGAAAGACAACCUGUAAGCAUUCGCGCCUCACACAUGUUGAUGUAUUUAUGCCACGUUGUCAUUUUAAAUAUGUCUUUUUAGGUGAAUGUGCUUGUAUUGCGUUAGCUAGUAUUUUCAUGCCGAUAUCUAGAACACAUUUCAAAGCCCGAGGAGGUUGAUGUGGACUGUGCCAGAGGUGCAGGUGAAACUGAGGCUUGUGUAGCAGGAGUUUUUAGUCUGUGGUGUGAGAGAGGAAAGGUCCAGCUCUGGCCCAGGCCGAGAAGCCCGCUGAAAACCCAAUGCUGGAUCUGGAGGUGGUUCCUGAGCGCUCUUUGGGAAAUGAACAAUGGGAAUUCGCAUUAGGAAUGCCAUUGGCCCAGGCCAUUUCCAUCUUGCAGAAGCACUGCCGAAUUAUCAAGAACGUCCAGGUGCUCUACAGUGAACAAAUGCCACUCGGUCAUGACCUCAUACUCAACUUGACUCAGGAUGGAAUUAAACUGCUGUUUGAUGCUUGCAAUCAAAGACUGAAGGUUAUUGAAGUGUAUGACUUGACCAAGGUGAAACUGAAAUAUUGUGGAGUACAUUUUAACUCUCAGGCAAUAGCACCCACCAUAGAGCAGAUUGACCAGUCCUUUGGCGCUACUCAUCCAGGAGUGUACAAUGCUGCAGAACAGCUCUUCCAUCUGAACUUCCGAGGUCUCUCGUUCUCCUUCCAGCUAGACUCGUGGAGCGAAGCCCCGAAAUACGAGCCUAACUUUGCCCAUGGCUUGGCCUCCCUGCAGAUUCCUCAUGGGGCUACAGUGAAGAGGAUGUAUAUUUACACUGGAAACAACCUCCAAGAAACCAAGGCUCCUGGGAUGCCCCUGGCCUGUUUUCUCGGUAAUGUGUAUGCAGAAUGUGUGGAUGUUCUGAGAGAUGGAACAGGGCCUCUGGGUCUCAAACUGAGGAUCCUCACUGCAGGCUGUGGUCCAGGUGUGUUGGCUGAUGCGAAAGUGCGGGUGCUGGAAAGGAACAUCUAUUUUGGUGAUUCGUGUCAGGAUGUUCUGAGUGCUCUGGGCUCCCCACAUAAGGUUUUCUACAAGUCUGAGGACAAGAUGAAGAUCCACUCUCCUUCACCACACAAGCAAGUCCCAUCUAAGUGUAAUGACUACUUCUUCAACUACUUCACCCUGGGAGUGGACAUACUGUUUGACUCCACGACCCACCUGGUGAAGAAGUUUGUUCUUCACACCAAUUACCCUGGCCAUUACAAUUUUAACAUAUAUCAUCGAUGCGAUUUUAAGAUUCCACUCAUCAUUAAAAAAGAUGGACCUGAUGCUCAGGAGGAAGACUGUAUGCUCACCACCUACAGCAAGUGGGAUCAGAUCCAGGAGUUAUUGGGACACCCUAUGGAGAAACCAGUGGUGCUUCAUAGGUCAUCAUCCGCUAAUAACACCAAUCCCUUCGGAUCAACGUUCUGCUACGGGCUGCAGAGGAUGAUCUUUGAGGUGAUGCAGAAUAACCACAUAGCAUCAGUGAGCCUGUACGGAGCCCCUCGCCCUGCCAGCCUUCCUCGUGCCGAACCGAGUGCUCACUGAGAUUCCCGUCCUGCCCAGUAGGGCCCACCAGCGCAGUGUGCCUUCCCUCGCUGCUGCCAUCACACAAGCUAGAGUCAUGUGCCGGGUGUUCCCCAGCCAUCCUCCUUCAUCCUUCUGCUGCACACCAGGAUGGGUGUCUUCCCUGACCCCCUUUAUAGAAACACACAACAGACUGCAUUACUUCUUCUUCUCCCUUUCUCCUCCAUUUUUGUCAGUGUCAGCAUAGCACAGUGGAGCAUUUAUCCCCUCAAAACACCCACAGUUGAACUUGUACGUUAAUAAGCAUUGUGCAUACAUUUUGCAGGUUUAGAGAAGCUGCUAUGGCUUUAUAUUUCUACAUUUGUCCUAUGUAAAACACAUGCAUUUCAUGACUGGUUGCUUUAUUGCACAUUACGCACUCUUUAUACACACAUUCAGUUCAUUUCAGUACAGCAGUGACGGCACGCACAUCUAACACAGAUCUAUACAUGGCGCAUUGGCAUCCACUGCAUGAAUAAAGUGUUGCUUUAUGUUUUUUUUUUUUUUUUUUUUUAAAAGGUUAGGGCUGUGUGAUGUACAUUUAUUACAAGCACAAAUGAGUUGCACAGUGAUGAAGUGCGUCAUUGCUGUGAAUGUUUUCUUGGCCUGAGUUUCUCACGUACAGACAGAAGUAUACGCAGGUUAAGUACACAGCAUGGGUUUUCUCCCUUUGUAAUGCUGUGCAGUGCAAUCUUCAGCGUAGCAUUAGGUUGGUUGCCCAUCAUCGUUGUGUGCAGUUUUAAGGUAAAGCAUUGAUUUUUAACAUUUGCACUAAACAUGCAUCACAUUUACUUGACAUUUGUCUUGACUUGUUUCCACACAGGACUGUUGACUGGAUUAUUGAGUGUGGGAGGGAGAGAUUAUGUGAAAGAGAGAAAGAGGACAGCAGAGAAACAUUGAUUUUCAAGCUCUUAAACGCAGUCCUCGCCUUUCUGGAUCUCAUAUGUCCACCACCCCCAACCCCCCCACACACACACAAACACACACACACACUUUCUAUACUCCCUUUCUUCCUGCUAGUUGAUUUAAUCUCCUACAUUUUCAACCAUUUCAACUCGAUCCUUUUUUUUAUUUGCCAAAACAUUAGCCAAAGAAGGAAGAAGAACAGGCAGAUCAUCUUAAUUUACAAGAGUUUUUUGUUUCAGUUACUCCCCCUACAUCCUUAUUAUUAUUAUUAUUAUUAUCAUCAUCAUCAUCAUCAUCAUCAUCAUCAUCAUCAUCAUCAUUAUUAUAUACUCUUGUACACUUAUUUAAAGUUCUUUUAUUACUAGAUAUAUCCCAUCCUAUGUUGUUCUGUGUUUUUUUUCCUUGUUUCUGGUCUACAGAGGACUGCUGUCAGACUUGCUGUACCAGACAGACGUGAGGUUUUCCACGGUACUCUGCUGCCAUGUCCGUUUAUGUACAGAUCUGUAAAUAGUGUAUUCUUAAAGUCUUGUCCUUUUAAGCUCAAGGUACCAUGUUGGGUUCAGAUCAAGUUGCACUCUGGAAAUCUCUCGUCAUAUAUGCUUCAUAUUGUCCUUUCAAAUGGAAAGAAUUCUGAGUUUUCAAACCGGGUGGUUCAGAUGGACACUAUAGCAGCGUCCCAUGUUUGACCAUUGUUGGGAGGCGAUGUGAGAUGACUGCAGUGCUUACAGGACCGUGUUAGUAUUUUAUGUUCAUCCAAAUAAAUGGAGUCUAAUCAUCCAGCACUUGUUGGUGGUUCCCUUGCUAAAUAAAACACACCGGAUUCACCUCGUUACCAGGUUUAGAGUUGUGUUUAACGAGGCAAGUCGGUAAACCAUGCUGCAGUCUCUCUCUCUAGGUCCCUUGUUUUUAAAAUUAAAGCAGAGCCCCACAGUGUCGGAUGCUUCUAGACAGAAAUGUGGGGAUGUUUUCUUCUGUAGCAGGAGUGUCAGCCUCCACUGAACAAAUCUUUGCAGCUCUGUGUUCUGCAGUAUGUGAUGCAGGUGUAUGUUGGGCAUUGAUUGGUUGGUUUCACGAGUUGUGAAAGAAGGCUGUGGUUCAUGUUCAGUUUUCAGUAAGGCAAAAAAAAAAUCAAAAGUUGGAACCACUGUUAACGCUGUCAUCUCCCACCAAGCUUGAUUGAGUGUAAAUAAAAUUAUUUAAACUGUUUUGUGUAUGAUUGAGCAUGUACAGGUAAACUCUAAAACCAGUGGACUGUCUGUUACAGCCAUCUUGCACCAAAAAAACAAACAAACAAAAAAAAAACUACAUGAGUAUGUAUGAAAGGAAAAAUGUCACGAAGGGCUGAGAAAAUGAAGUCAUGAAUCAAAGUUCAAACGUACUUUGGUACAACCAUGGAAGUUCUGUUUACCUGUAAAGACACAUUUUUAAAUUCGUUGCUCCAGAUUAUUCCCAGCAGGUCGUCAGCUCUUCGUGACUCGACGUUCACUCUGAUGGUUGUGAUGUUUCUAUGGAACAAAAAACGCGCACUUUCAUAGAAUCUAUUUGAAGUUCUUAUGAACAGCUUUUACAUUCAUAAGAAGGUAUUUUUUUACAUGCACAACUGGAGUCUCGAGUUCAGAAGUUCAUCCAGGAAAUUCUGAGAAGAAGCAGCACAACCACUCAGUCAUACCAUUUAGAAAAUGUUAGGAGAGAGUAGUUUGAUGGGCUGAUUUGCCUGCCCAGUCUCAGGUGGAUCUUUUUUGAUGUUGGGAGCAAGUGAAUGCUUCAUUUUCAUCAACAUUCUUGCUUAUUUCCUGUUUUUGACUUUAUGCGAAUGUUGCAUUGGAAUGAUUAAAAAAAUGGAACUUCUGUUCAGUGUGAUGCACAUAUAAAUGCUUGUAUGUAUUGUAUUCCUGACAUGUUGUAUGUUUUCACCCCUAACCCCCCCUUUCUCCAAAGUAGUAAUUUUUUUGUGGAUUCAGUAUAUUUGGCCCAUUUCUGGAAAUGGGAUUCUUAAUUAAACAUUGUGAAUCAUGAUUCAUUGCAACGUGGUGUUUCCUAUUUCGCAAGUAGCAUUUAGAAAUUUGCUAAAAAUUUAUCAGGCAUACAUUCUGUUGGGUUUUUUUUGUUGUUGUUGUUGUUGUUGUUGUUGUUGUUGUUCAUUUGUUUUUAAAGCAAUAACCCUAGCUGUCGUGAAUGAUUCAUGGAAAGGGCCAGCUAUAAGCUUGCACAAGGCCUUUGAAUCCAUGCAAAAAUGCUGUGACUAGUUUUUCUCUCGUCUAGUCUACUGAAAGCACGAUAUUUGCAAUUUUAUAAACUGCAUUAACUUUUGUUCAUUAAACAUUGUUACAGUGUGUUCAGCAAGACUAAUAUUUGAAGACUGGAUGUAAUAAAUGGGCAAAAUUCUGGUGUUUGG